AAUUGACCAGACACAACAAGCUCGUUCGUGACUUGGCUAGACAAAGCCAACUAGUAAAAUCAACUCCGAUUUUUUUUUUUUCUCCCAGCAACUUUUUUCAUUCUAUAAAAGGCCUUAUUCGGCAGAGUAACAAGCCACGUACCAUAAUCACCUUCUUCUCUUCUCUGCUUUUCCACUCCUUCUCCUCACUCACCCCUCCCUUUUAUUUCCAUUGUUAUUCUGCCUAAGCAGUUUCUUCCAAACUUCCUUUUACAUUUCCAAUUUCUCUAUUCUAUCAAAAGGGUUUGAACUUUGAAGGGAAAGGAAGAAAGAUAUGAUGACGAACCAAAAUGUGGUGACUCAUGAGGUUAUUAACACGUUGAUUGCCGUGGCAGCUUCCAUUUCAAACUCAACCGCGUUGCCAAGUGCAACAGUGCCAGAAUCCAUGGCUGUGCUUGGUGGGUUUUGGGGGCUGCCCCAUAAUAAAAAUCUUGUGAAAAGGUUGGAAGGAGCUAAAGUUAGUGCUUGGAUUGAUUCAAUGAGAGCUUCUUCCCCAACUCGUGCCAAAUCAGAAAGCCAAGAAAAAAGAUCUUGGAUUCUUUAUCACCCUUCAGCUCUGAACACGUUUGAGCAAAUAGUAUGUAGUGCCAAAGGAAAGCAAGUCGUAGUUUUUCUUGACUACGAUGGAACUCUCUCCCCAAUUGUUGCAGAUCCGGAUAAAGCUUUCAUGACUAGAAAGAUGAGAGCAACGCUAAAGGGCAUAGCAAGGCAUUUUCCCACAGCAAUAGUGACCGGAAGGUGCAGAGACAAGGUAUAUAACUUUGUAAAAUUGGCAGAACUUUACUAUGCCGGAAGCCAUGGCAUGGACAUCAAGGGUCCAACAAAAAGCCAAAGUCCAAAGCAAGGUAAUAAUAAUAAAGCAGUGCUGUUCCAACCCGCGAGUCAAUUCCUGCCAAUGAUCGAUGAGGUGUACAAGAUCUUGUUAGAAAAAACAAAGACUGUCCCAGGGGCUAAUGUUGAGAACAAUAAGUUUUGCUUGUCCGUGCACUUUCGUUGUGUUGACGAAAAGAGUUGGGCAGCGUUGGCGGAGAAAGUUAGAUUGGUGCUCAAUGAUUACCCACAACUUAGGCUAACCCAAGGGAGAAAAGUGCUAGAGAUUCGUCCAACCAUCAAAUGGGACAAGGGCAAGGCUCUUGAAUUUUUGUUAGAAUCAUUAGGAUACGAGAAUUCGAAUGAUGUAUUUCCAAUAUAUAUUGGUGAUGAUCGAACUGAUGAGGAUGCUUUUAAGGUUUUGCGCAGUAGGGGUCAAGGAAUUGGGAUUCUUGUUUCUAGAGUUGCAAAAGAAACAGAUGCUUCCUAUACCUUGCAAGAUCCAUCAGAGGUUGAGCAAUUCUUGCGGCGUCUGGUGGAGUGGAAAAGACCGAGUACUGUGACUCCCACAAGUGUAUAGAGAGUUUGUAGAAUGUAGAUGAUCACUUCAAAGAAUAGACACCACCACCACCUUAGAAUGGUGAAGAGGUGGAUCGAAUUGUAUCACUUUUUUUUUUUUUUAUUGUUGAAAAUGGAAAUAGCACUAUUCCAUAAUUUAAAUUUAUUAAGGACAAAGUCCGAACAAAUAGAUUCCUACACACGUUUGCAUGCGCAUGCGGAUAGUGAAAGGCAGAUGUUUUAUGCCGCAGUUGCAAAUGGCCCGUCAACUUUGUUGCUAAGAAUUGUACUUAUCGUACAUGUGGCCAAUAUAUUCUGAAAAAGAUUACUACAAUCUCCAACUUCAAAAGCUGAUUUAGACAUUCAGAAA
Molecule: messenger RNA, 1777 nt
Organism: Glycine soja
Lineage: Eukaryota; Viridiplantae; Streptophyta; Magnoliopsida; Fabales; Fabaceae
Product: probable trehalose-phosphate phosphatase J
Exons: 10
Coding region: 314-1429 (371 amino acids)
Biological process (GO): trehalose biosynthetic process
Molecular function (GO): trehalose-phosphatase activity
Source: RefSeq, a predicted model, not a curated record